Molecule: messenger RNA, 1815 nt
Organism: Stylophora pistillata
Lineage: Eukaryota; Metazoa; Cnidaria; Anthozoa; Scleractinia; Pocilloporidae
Source: RefSeq, a predicted model, not a curated record
AUGAGUGAAUGGUGCACGAUCACACCCCACUAAAUAUAUCAACAGAACUGUACCGGAACAUUAUCUUAGGAUGACUGUUCAAGGAAACUUUCCUCGCGACUUAAUCACUAGAGCCUCAAUCAAACUUUGAAAAGUACGGACACAGGUUUGAAGGAAACUGCCCAUGUGAAUUUUGUAACAUAACCGUCAGCUGCAUGCCUGAUUGAAAUUCCGAGAAAAAUGGGAAGUAAACAAAAGCAGACAGUACAAAUCGGUCACGCUUUAACUUCUUAUUACCCACUUGUUUUUCGACGUGUCAGCUGAGUUUCAACCAUCAUGCCUUACAUCUUGGUUCGUAGCAGCCCAAAUGUCAAUCACGACAGAGACGUUUGCCGUGUGGUCGGAGAAGCAUACCGUGAGACGACAACACACAUUGACAACAACUUCCAGUGGAGUAACGAUGAAUUGGAAGGCUUAAGACGCUGGCUGCAUCCGUUAACAGUUUCCAUUGGGAGGUCCCGGUUGUCUACCUCACUCCCGCCUCCUGAAGUACUGACCAAGCUAAAAGACGUAGGCUUCUCAGUUGUUGCAGCAAAUACUAUUGGAAAGACUACUUCGUGGACCCUGCAAGGUGACAUACCUGUCAUCAAAGUUCGUGUGGGCAACACAGAAGCCCACAUUGAAAGCAACUUCAGAUCGACUCCCGCUGCAACGGAAAUUUUAAGUUCCUGGCUGUAUCCGUUAAGAAUUCUCGAUGACGAGUCUCUGUUACCCACCCAAGACCAGCCAGGGGAAGUACUGAACAGGCUAAAAGCCUUAGGCUUCUCAGUUGCUGAAGAAAAUAAUGGAGUGUGGACCCUGAAAGCUGUCCCGAAACAGAUCUUCGUUCGCAACAAAAUGAACAUGGAAACAGUCCGAAUCCCCGGUGACGACGUUCCACACCCUCGCUAUGGGGCCGUAGAAGCAUACCGUAACGCAAGAACCUACAUUGAUAGCAGCUUCCAGUGGAGCCGUAGGGAAAUGGCCUUUUUAGACUCCAAACAAGGUUUGGGUCCAUUAACGCGUGAUAGAUUUGACUGUCUGUUGUCCACCCCACGCCCGCCACUCGAAGUACUGUACAAGCUACACCGAUUCUUAGGCUUCUCAGAUGUUGCAGAGAAUACUGUUGGAGUGACUACUGUGAGGACCCUGGGUCGUUGAUAUCCCAUGGCAUCAUUCCUUUCCUUUUUAGUAACACGGUUUACUCCGCAAAAUGCAGGAACACUCGGUUAGAAACUUUUCCUAUUUUAGCAUGUUUAGGAUUAGAAUAAGGCAUUCUAUAACACCUCCCUAUCUCUUUAUCCAUGAUUUUCAUUAAUUUAUAUACUUGUUUUGACAUUUUCUGAGCUUAAUAGCAUUUUAUUUGUAAUUUUGUUAAGGAAAUUAUUCUCUGAUUGAAGCAGUGGAAGUACAGACAGCCAGUAAUUUACCAAAUUAGCUUGAGUUGUCUUGACACGUGAAAAGCGCAUGGUAAAAAGCACAUGAUUAAAAGCUUUGUUUAGUUAUCUGAACUUGUGCGCAACGUUCAUUGUUUGCUUGUUCGUAUUAAAUGAUACUUCGAUAUACAGGACUUACACACCACUCAGUUUAAUUUCUAGUUCAGUCACCCCAGAUCCACGCUGCCUGUUAAUGACAGAUUUCUCUCUUCCCGUUAGCCAAGCAGACUCUCAGUUCCAUAACUUUUCUUGUUUUGUUCAGUCAAGCAGUUACAGAAUAGUCAACCGUUCCGUGUGAGUAGAGGAAAGCUAUCAUUUGUCAUUGUAUGCGGCAAACUGUCUUUGUGGCAAGCUACCCUUG